Molecule: messenger RNA, 4776 nt
Organism: Clupea harengus (Atlantic herring)
Lineage: Eukaryota; Metazoa; Chordata; Actinopteri; Clupeiformes; Clupeidae
Gene: aass
Product: aminoadipate-semialdehyde synthase
Exons: 25
Coding region: 559-3363 (934 amino acids)
Cellular component (GO): cytoplasm
Molecular function (GO): saccharopine dehydrogenase activity
Source: RefSeq, a predicted model, not a curated record
UACCCCGCUUUCUGGAAUACCACUCAGGAUGCGUUCCUUACUUUAACAAUAUCAAUGUUGGCUAGGACACCUGUUACCAGCCACACCAUGAGACCACAGGUCAUAUUGCCGUCAUAAUAUGGCGACGGCUACGUCAAGGACAAGAGGCAGAUUCUCUCCCAGUAGUGGGAUUGGUGGAAGCCCAGAGAGGUUCAGUUUCUGCUGUGACGCAACACACUUAACUCACAGCCGACUGCAAGCAGCUGCUUCGUUGUGUCACUCAAUCACAUAUUCUCUAAUUUCGGUUUGAUUUCAAACGGUCGUGGAAUCUUAACUUGAAGAAAUCAACUUGGUGCUAAAGACAAGCUGUUUCCCCAGUCAUAAUGUCACAAAACUUUUAGAGUUGCACGCUGCCACUCACGCAUACAAACAUUGCUUCAUAUCAACCAAGCUAACGUUAGCAAGUUGGCGGAGUUCAGGCCACAUCGAACAGGGAAACUGAACUGGACCACAAAGCUUGCAGGUUACUUGCAGUGGAUCAUAUAGCUAAUACAUACUCUGCUGUAAGCGGGGCAGACAAUGUUACGACUCAUUAGACCGCAGGGCCGGAGCCUGAGGGGCUGCUUUUGUAGCCAGAAACGUUUCCAUCACCAUAAGAGUGUGAUUGCCAUCCGCCGAGAGGACAUCAAUGUAUGGGAGCGGCGGGCACCCCUUGCCCCACGACACGUGAAGGAGAUCACUGCUGCUGGCCACAAGGUUCUUGUGCAGCCCUCCAACAGACGAGCCAUCCAUGAGAAAUACUAUGAGAAGGCUGGAGCCGUCAUCCAGGAGGACAUCUCCGAGGCAUCCCUCAUUAUUGGGGUUAAGAGACCACCGGAGGAGAAGGUUUACCCUCAUAAGACGUACGCUUUCUUCUCUCAUACCAUCAAAGCACAGGAGGCAAACAUGGGCCUUCUUGACGACCUGCUCAAAAAGGAGAUCCGUCUGAUUGACUAUGAGAAGAUGGUGGAUGACAACGGCUUCCGUAUUGUUGCCUUUGGCCAGUGGGCAGGUGUAGCAGGUAUGAUUAACAUCCUCCACGGCCUGGGGCUGCGCUUCCUUGCCUUGGGACAUCAUACUCCUUUUAUGCACAUUGGGAUGGCACACAACUACCGAAAUGUCAGUCAGGCCAUCCAGGCAGUGAGAGAUUGUGGCUAUGAGAUAUCUCUUGGCCUCAUGCCCAAGUCCAUUGGCCCGCUGACAUUUGUGUUUACUGGAACAGGCAAUGUCUCCAAGGGUGCCCAAGAAAUCAUUAAUGAGCUUCCCUGUGAAUUUGUGGAGCCCCAUGAACUGAAGGAGGUCUCCAUAUCAGGAGACAUGACCAAAGUCUAUGCCACUGUUCUCAGUCGACACCAUCACCUGAUUAGGAAAAGCGAUGGAGUUUAUGACCCGCUGGAAUAUGAACAUCACCCUGAGCUCUACACCUCCCACUUCAGAGUCAGCGUGGCCCCCUACACCACGUGUCUGAUCAACGGGAUCUACUGGGACCCCCAAACCCCCCGGCUGCUCCGGCGGCUGGAUGCCCAGAAGCUCAUACGGCCCAUCAAGCGCACAGUCGCUGCAGUGGACGGCUCGCCUCAGCUGCCCCACAAGCUGCUGGCCAUCUGUGACAUCUCCGCAGACACCGGCGGCUCCAUUGAGUUCAUGACAGAGUGCACCACCAUUGAUAAGCCAUUCUCUAUUUAUGAUGCAGACCAGCAUAUAGACCACGACAGCGUCGAAGGGCAUGGCUUCCUCAUGUGCUCCAUUGAUAACUUGCCUGCCCAACUGCCCAUCGAGGCCACAGAGUACUUUGGAGACAGAUUGUUCCCCUACAUCUGGGAGAUGCUCCCCUCCGACGCAAGAAGACCACUUGACGAAGAGGACUUUUCCCCACAAGUCAGAGACGCGGUGAUAACAUCUAACGGAAAGCUAGCUCCAAAGUUUGAAUACAUUGAGAAACUUAGGGAAAAAAGUUUGCUUAACAGGGAAUCGGAGCAGAUCCUGAAAAAAGGCGGAAUGAAGCGUGUUCUGUUGCUUGGGUCAGGAUAUGUGUCCGGCCCGGUCAUCGAGUACCUGACCCGCCAGACUGGCACUCAGGUCACCGUAGCCUCUGCGCUGCUGAGCCAGGCUGAGGAGCUGGCCAGUAAAUACCCCAGCACCAUCCCCGUCAUGCUGGACGUGACCAGCCAGGAGGGCCACCUGGAGUCCCUCAUCAAAGACCACGACCUAGUCAUCAGUAUGCUGCCGUACGGGUUUCACCCAUUGGUGGCAAAGCAUUGCAUCAAAAAGAAGGUGAACCUGGUCACAGCCAGCUACCUGAGCCCCGCCAUGAAGGAGCUGCAGAAGAGUGCGGAGGAGGCUGGCAUCACCAUAGUGAAUGAGAUGGGGUUGGACCCUGGCAUUGAUCACAUGUUGGCCAUGGAGUGCAUCGACCAGGCCAAGGCAGACGGAGCCACUGUGGAGUUCUACACCUCUUUCUGCGGGGGUCUCCCAGCCCCAGAGUGCUCAGACAACCCUCUGCGCUACAAGUUCAGCUGGAGUCCCUACGGGGUUCUGCUCAACACCAUCAGCCCCGCUGUCUUCCUCAAGGACAACCAGGUCAUCAGUGUGCCUGCAGGGGGUGCUCUGCUGGAGUCUACCAAACCUAUGGACUUCUUGCCAGGCUUCAACUUGGAGGGUUUCCCCAACCGUGACAGCACCACAUACGCAGGGCCCUACGGCAUCGAAUCUGCCCACACACUGAUCAGGGGAACACUGCGCUUCAAGGGCUUCUCGCGUGCCAUGAGUGGUUUCGUGAAGCUGGGCCUGAUCAACACUGAGCCGUGUCCUGUGCUGCACCCCACAGCGGUCCCAGUGUCCUGGAAAGAUUUGCUGUGCCAGCAGGUUGGCCUGCCCUCGUCUAUUGACCACGAUGCCUUUCAAGAGGCCGUGUUUGAGCGCAUUGACAAGGACGACUUCCGCAUGGAGAUGCUGAAAGAGUUUGGAAUGCUCAGUGAGGAACCAGUCCCCCAUGCAGACAGCAUCCUAGGAGCGGUGGCCAAGCAUCUGGAGGCCCGGCUGGGCUUUGACAAAGGUGAGCGAGACAUGAUCAUCAUGAGGAACGACGUGGGCAUCAGGCACUCGUCAGGAGAGCUGGAGACCAAGCACAUCAGCCUGGUCGUGUACGGGGAGCCCGACGGCUUCUCUGCCAUGGCCAAAACCGUGGGCUAUCCUGCCGCCAUUGCUGCUCACAUGGUCCUCAAUGGGGAAAUCACAACCAAGGGGCUGGUGGUGCCGAUGACCAAGGAAGUAUACGGCCCCGUUCUCACUAGACUGAAGGAAGAAGGCCUCCAUUUCACCACUAAAAGCACCCUGUCGGAGUAGCCCUGUGUGAAGCCCCUCUCAUCAGCACGCAUGCCUGGAUCAGAGAGAGAGAGAGAGAGAGAGAGAGAGACACACACCCCACACCCUGUAUAUUGUUCCAUUCACAGCACAGACAAAAAAAACAACAGAAAUCAGCCUCAUCACCCAAGGGACCCCCUUUUCAAGCGGCCUUCUAAGAGAUUUCCCAAACACAGACGUAGACACAGACGUAGAGACAGAGACCACAGCCACCUUGUAGAUCACAAGUGGGAGAGACGGAGGAUGGGAGAGCAUACAUAUGGAGGCUGAGGGAUGGCAAGCCUAAGAGAAUGAGGGUCAGUCAAAUGAGGGGAUCCAACCAGGAGACGUCAUUCAUUUAACCUUUUAUUGCAAUACGUUUCCAGUGAUGAACACAAAUCAGCCAUCAACAAAGGAAGGAAUGUUUAAGCCUUUGGAGUCACACAGCCAGGCACUACUUGGCCGUUAAAAUCGAGAGCGACAUGUAUCAGGUAUUAUUGGUUAAGUAGACAUUCAAUAGAAUUUACAGUGGUGGUCCUCUUAUAGUAGAAAAGCAGAUCUGACUAAACCUAAGCCAACAACAUGUCAAGACCCUGUUAGUCAGGCCUUUCAGUUUGACAGACUGUUCCUCUUCUCCCCAAUAGUUCAGCCUCUAUUGCUCAGAAGUGCCUGUAGCUUUUUGUUUCAUUUUGUUGGAGAAAUUGGCUAAGUUCUCCAAACUAUUUUGAAGGUCAAAAAACUCAAGCUUGAAUCAGUAGGAUAAAAAGAAAAUUGUAACUUUAUUUGAAUUUACAGUUAAAAUGAAUUUCAAGCAUUUGAAACAUUUAACAAUGUCUGGGUUUGGGUGAAAUGUAGAAUGGUCUUUCGCUGUGGUGAUGAAUAGAAUGACAUAACCAGCCUUGUUAAACCUUUAGAUUUUUCUAAGCACUUUAUGCAACAAUGAAAUGGUUAUCACCAGCCAACAAAUACAUACACAGGCAUUCAAUACUGUCAGCAUCCUAUCUCUUAUGGGAGGAAAAACUCAAGAACACGACAGCCUUUCAGUAAAUCAAUAAGGCAUGAACAGUGAAAAUAACACUGGAAAUUACAAAUCAGUCAAGCAUGGCUUGUAGGGGCAAUGAAUGAGUUUAGAUGAAACUAAAUCAUAGUGGGCCCCAUAAAACUGAAAGGACAGAUGAACCCAUCGUUACCAAAUGACCCAUGAGCCAGAGGUCUUCUCCAUCGCACUGAAAGUUCCCUGCACAAGGCCCCUGUGACCAUCUGGCAUUAUGUUAAUUAAUGCAACAAGUACAAUAAUCCCUCGUCCUACUACUGCUGUUAUUCAAGGUAUUGACUAUUGAUCAUUUGCGAUCUACGUGUUGUUAAGUGAAAUUUACAAAUAAAAUAUUUAUAUUUGGUUAUUUGUCAAACAUCAUA